CGCAACUCAAACGCGACAAACAACACAUUUUCGAAUGACCUCAGCGAUAUUUUUCUCUAUGAUUACUGUCCUCUACUUUCACCGGAGGGACUACUCAUGAGAGCAGCAAAAAUAACAGGAUUCGCCGUUAUAAUAGCAACAUCUUUGUUUGGAAAUCUGUUAGUAAUAAUCGUCACUCGCAGAGAUCAAAGGCUGAAGAAGGUGGCCUUCACCUUUGUUGUAAACAUGGCCAUUGCAGAUCUUCUCACCACAGUCAUCAACAUGCCAGAAUCUCUUUAUGAGCAGAUAAAAGAUACAGAUGAAUGGAUUGCAGGUCACAUCGGGGUAGUGUUGUGUAAACUUUUACCCUUCUGUCAACAAGUUUGCUCGUUCUGCUCUGCUCUCAGUUUAUUAGCCAUAGCAUCCGACAGAUUUUUUGCUAUUUGCUUUCCACUGAGGAAAUUACUGACUCGAAAACUGUCUACAAUUAUAAUUGUGAGUACGUGGUUGAUACCUAGUUUUUUUAGUGCACCAAUGUUUCUGGUAAACAAUGUGGUAAAGGAAAAAGGAAUUUUUUUUUGCGUUGAAGAAUGGUCAGCCCCGUUUGAUUCCUUGGAGUCUCCAAAAUAUUAUACCGUAAUUCUUUUUGUGCUCUUCUACAUUCUACCGCUGGCCAUUGCAUCUGUGUUGUAUGGUUGCGUCAUUCACAAAAUUUGGAAGAGAAAAAUUGUUGGAAAUCACUCAUCCAAGACAAAACGGCUGCUUUCUAGAAGCAGACGUAAAUCAUUGAAAAUUUUUAUCACCAUUUUGGUUUGCUUCGCAUUUUGUUGGCUCCCAGAUCACGUAGCCUACUUCCUAAUUGAUGAUAACGAGGAAUUUCGUGAUUGCGGCUUGCCAAGAGACAUUUAUUAUGUUUCAUUAUUCUUUCCCCAUGCAAUAAGCGCGUUAAAUCCUUGCAUCUAUAUCAUAUUUAACCAAGACUUUCGGUCUGGCACGAAAGAUUUGCUAAUCAUGUGUCGUCGGGUACUAUUUCGAUGGAACGAACUCGUGGACUCGAGGAAUAGGUCGUCAUGCAACGACAAAAUGAGUUGGGAUGAAGAAAAACAAUCAGAGAUUUACCCACUUCAUUCGUUGAAGACAAGAAGACCACCAAAGAUGAGCACUGAAUACUGCAAAUCAUACGUUUAAAAGGUCAUGAAUGGCGGUCUCAUUAAUGCAUAUUUUUAAUUGUUCAUUAGACUUCAUUUGACUUUUGGAAAAAAAAUCUAUAAAUGCAACAUAAAUUCAAUCACUUAGGACCAAAGCGUUACUGAUGAAGCGCAGUAUUGGCUUCUUAAACGUUUCUCUAAGAAGUGGCUUUUAAAAGGAAAAUAAACAUAACACAUACAGUGUUCAUUAUUGACCUUUCAAAAAAUAUUAAUAAGCGUACAACAAAUAGCUGCAAUUAGUGUUGGCGUCCUUGCCUAAAAAACUUCAAUUACUUUUUAAGUGCGGAGGUAAAUAUAGAGUUUAGAAGGCCAUAGACGGCAUAUUAACAAGUCUACCACAGAAAAAACUUUUAGUUUAAACAAAUAUCUAUCAAGAAUAUUUUAAUAUAACUUUGGUGAUUAUUUAUUAUCCUUUAAUCAAUGCGAUAGUUCAGAAGCGAUUGCGUGCAGUUUUCUCGAAAUGCUUGAAUGCGGAAACUGGGGAAUAUCACAUUAUUUUUUUGCUGACCAUGACGCGAACCUCUAUGAGCAUUGAAUGGAAUGCAAAAAUCUGAAGAAGAAAAGCUGGAAGCAGUAAAAAGAAAAUAUGUGAAUGCUAAAUUGUAUGUUGUUAGCGAAAACAUUAAAAGAAAUAUUACUUACAUUAUGUACGUU
Pocillopora damicornis (cauliflower coral) is the source of this 1841-nucleotide messenger RNA. Its product is annotated as G protein-coupled receptor 83. NCBI's taxonomy places the organism in Eukaryota, Metazoa, Cnidaria, Anthozoa, Scleractinia, Pocilloporidae. Gene Ontology annotation, cellular component: plasma membrane. Gene Ontology annotation, molecular function: neuropeptide receptor activity. Gene Ontology annotation, biological process: neuropeptide signaling pathway. The record is from RefSeq and is a predicted model, not a curated record.